Molecule: messenger RNA, 1356 nt
Organism: Rhinichthys klamathensis goyatoka
Lineage: Eukaryota; Metazoa; Chordata; Actinopteri; Cypriniformes; Leuciscidae
Product: immunoglobulin superfamily containing leucine-rich repeat protein 2-like
Exons: 4
Coding region: 304-1356 (350 amino acids)
Molecular function (GO): protein binding
Source: RefSeq, a predicted model, not a curated record
GCGCGUUCACAAUCCCUCCCCUUACACUGUGGAGGCGGGAGCGCGCAGUGAAUUCUGUCCAAACUCGAGCGCGAUCAUGAGAAAACAGCCUCUGGACUGCUCAGCAUCUCACGGACACUAAAAUGUAUCAUGUGCCGUCUGCUAACAAAAAUAGCAGAGAUUUCCAGUGGGAUAAAAAGGCUACAUCAUGUUUUGGGAUAAUUUGACAUCUGAGCAUUAAAUAUUGUUUUUAAAUCUCAUCAAGUGUCGUGUUGACUGAAAUCCGCGCGAGCGUUAUGAAUAUAUCACUUACAGGAGCUGAAAAUGGCAACCAAAUACCUGAUGCUUAUUGCCUUGGGGACUGCAGUGAUUGGCAGUGCGCACUGUUGCCCUGAGCAGUGUACCUGCUCUGAUAAAUAUAACCACCAGUUUGCAGAUUGUGCCUACAAAGAACUUCUGGAAGUACCUGUGGGCUUGCCGUCCAAUGUGACCACCCUGAGUCUUUCAGCUAACAAGAUUAAAGUGCUGAAAUCCAAAACCUUUAUAAAUGUGACCCAGGUGACCUCUCUUUGGCUGGCUCACAAUGAAAUCGUCACCGUCGAGAGGGACACCUUGGCUCUGAUGAUCCAGCUGAGAAAUUUGGAUAUUAGCCACAACAAAAUUGUGCAUUUUCCAUGGGAGGACUUGACCAAUCUCACUGCCCUGCAGUUGUUAAAGAUGAACAAUAACGAGAUGGUCAGCAUCCCCAAGAAUGCCUUUUCCAACCUGAAGGACCUGCGUUCGGUCCGUAUUAACAAUAACAAGUUUACCACCAUCGUGCAGGGGACGUUUGAUGCUUUGACUGCCAUGUCCCACCUCCAAAUCUUCCACAACCCCUUCAUCUGCUCCUGCAACCUUGAGUGGCUUAGGGACUGGAUCACCAAAUCCUCAAUCUCAAUCCCUGACCAAAACAACAUUGUCUGCGAUGCUCCUUCCCACCUCAAAGGUACACAGGUCACUAGCAUGCCCAAACUGGAUUAUUUGGUCAUGCUAUACUGCGAAACAAAAGGAACCACUAAACCUGACGUCACAUGGGAGAUAUACGCUGGAAACCAACUAAUUACAUUCCCUUUACCCGCCAUUGUCGAAAAAAUUGAGAUUCCGGUUAAUGGGCCGCCUACGAACACCAGGUUCCUUGUGUUUCAAAACGCCACCUUGAUCAUCCCUCGCAUGAGUAAGAAAGACAACGUGGAGUGGUCCAAGAUAGAGGAGGGUGUCAACGCCUAUCGCUUUCAGGGCCUCAAGCCAGGCACUAAUUACACCCUGUGCCUCACCUAUGGAGGCCAGGACUGUCAAGUCCAAGUGGUCUUCACAUAUUUAUGGCUUGAUGAUAAUUAA